GAGAGACGAAUAGUGGUAUCAAUAAAUCAUUCUCGUCCAACGGUGUUCCCGGGAGAUUUCUGAUGGAUUAAAUUAAGCACUUCCAUCUCCGUCUCCCACCUGAUCGCAGCGCGUAUAAAUCCCAGCAUCUGAUCAACAGAGCACAGACAUCAAACCGAGAGAAGGGAGCGGACACCUCUCUCUCACUUCACAGCUCCUCCGGAAACGCUCUCACAUAUACACGUGCCCAUAUUUGGAGUGCGACGGCAUCAGGUCCGAGCGCACUGUUUCUAUCGGGAGCUGUCCAGUGCUGAAGUUGCAUUUCGCAUGUGCGCACGGGCUCAAAGGGUUUAACAGCAACGGAGCUUCUGCGUCUUUUCCCGCUCAGGUUUUUUUGACUUUCAGCCCGACUGGAGCACAGAGCUGCGGUGGAUGAAGAGAGGAUAACGUGCCAGACGGGUAUUUCUGCGUUGCGCUCCAAACAUGCCAAGGUCUUUUUUGGUGAAAAAGGUGAAGCUUGAUGAUUUCUCAUCCACUGAACUUGAGAGCGCGUACGGCAGGUCCAGGACCGAUCUGAGCUUUCGGAUACACGACAAAGGGUACAUCAGCGACUACAUCACCCCAGUCGUUUAUGAUGGAGAAAGUGAUGGUGGUAUUAAAGUACCUUCUCCAGGACCAAUUUAUGACAGCAACCAUAGUGACUAUGGGGCACCUGACUCGGACCAGCCUGACAGUCCACAGUCAGAGAUCACAUCCGGCUACAUUAACGGUGACAAUGCAGUGAGCGAAGGUUACACCGUAGAUGCUUUCUACAUCACGGAUGGCAGGUCACGUAGGAAAGUGAUCAGCAGCUCGCGGACCCUCCAGCGGCACUCGUGCAACGAAUGUGGCAAAUCCUACGCAACGUCUUCCAAUUUGAGCAGGCACAAACAGACGCACCGGAGCCUUGACAGCAAGAUGGCCAAAAAGUGCCCGACAUGUGGGAAAGUGUACGUGUCCAUGCCAGCUAUGGCCAUGCACCUGCUUACCCAUGACCUCAAGCACAAGUGUGACAUAUGUGGCAAAGCCUUCAGCAGACCUUGGCUAUUGCAGGGUCACAUGCGGUCUCACACAGGUGAGAAGCCCUUUGGAUGUGCACACUGUGGAAAAGCGUUCGCUGACCGUUCCAACCUGCGGGCGCACAUGCAGACCCACUCGGCGUUUAAGCAUUUCAAAUGCAAGCGAUGCAACAAAACUUUCGCGCUCAAGUCCUACCUGAACAAGCAUUACGAGUCUGCGUGCUUCAAAGGCGCGUUCUCACCUCUUGCGUCUGUUGAGGCAUGACUUCCGGUCUCGAAAUGCUUGUAGACACUUUCACCCCAUCACAUUUUAGGAUGAUUACACUUACCCAUCUUUCCCAGUUAUGUCCCACAAUUUAAAUGAGAUCCAGUAAUAGCACAAUUUUAUCUAUUUUUUGACCUUAAAGGAAUAUGGAAUCUUCGCAUGCACUUCAGAACCCAUGUUCUGAAAUGACAUACAAACAGUUCAGCUUGGCGCUGUGCAGCACUUGACUAUGAGUGACGUCGAAUGAAGGUUUGAGUGACAUCAUGUUCCUCAUUAAAAUAAAACUCUUUUGUAUUGUCAAUGGAUAUUAUCAUACUGCUGCAAGUGGCCCAAACGUAUUCACAAUCGAGGUAAACAUUUUAUUUAUUUAUGUAUUUAUUUAUUUAUUUUCUGUUGUAUGGCUGUUUAAUUCAUGUCAACAAUGAUGUACAAGUUCAUAUGAUGCACUGAAAGUAUUAUUUUACAAUUCGUUUUUUUUCAUUCAAAACUUUGCUUUUUAGGUUGUUGUUGUUAACAUGCCAAAGCAUUUAUAUCCAUGGUAACAAAAAGUUUACUUUUAUUUGUAUUUUUUAUUUGUAUUUUAUUUUUUAUAAACCUACUUAAUGCAUGCAAAAAGAAAAGAAAUCUAUGCCAGUACCACAAAGCUUAUAAUUUUGCCAAAAUGUAGAGAUAGUAUCAGGGGGCAAUAUUUCUAGGGGUUCUCAUAAGAAUAUAAAAAGCAAUAAUCAUAAUGCAUGGUAUUUUUGAAAGUAAUAAAGUAUUACCUAUAGCAGUUGAUUUCUAAAUCAGGUACGUUUUGAUCCAAUACUCUUAAUAAUCACUUAAAAUACCACAUCAGGGAAAAUGCCAAUGUAGUGUUUAGUGAAUCAAAAAAACGAACAUCCAUAAAUCUCAUCUUCGUUUGCUCUCUGCUUAUGCACUGCCUGCCUCAAAUUUAAACGUAGAUUUAGGAUGUAGGCCCAAAAGUGCUGUUAUUCCACUUUAAGCUAUUCAAACCCAUUCUGGAGUGUGGAACACCCUGUCUAAAAUGUAAUGGAUUUUCUGAAGUUAACUCAAAGGGACAAGAAAGGACAAGAAUGUGUAUCUGCAUAGUUUGUGUGUAAUGCACUCACACGUUGCAUUCGCGACGGCAUUGUUUGGGUGUUCCUGAGAUUUGUACCGAAAGCACUUCAUUGUAGAAAUUCUUAAACAAGUAGCACAAAAACCUAGAUUCAGGUAGAUGUUACCUAGCUCAAUCUUCCUUUUUAUAUCUUGAAAGAGGAAUAUCUAAACUGCUCAGUUUGUGAAAUGAUCUUCAUGUAGAUACUCAUUUGAAGAGGUUAAACCUUUUUACUGUAGAUGAAUUCACAAGAAGAAAAAAUGUCCUGCGACUUUUUGAGCCAAUGUUUAAAUGAUGUAAGCACAAGACACAAGGCAUUUUAAGCACUUCAUAAUAAAGGCAAAGUAAACAAACUCAGUCUGUUGCUCAUUUGUCCCCGAUUAUUGCCGUUCCUCUGUGAAAUUAGUCUAUUAAAGGGGCCAAUUAAUCUUGGUGAAUGA
This is a messenger RNA of Paramisgurnus dabryanus, 2841 nucleotides long. RefSeq names its product scratch family zinc finger 1b (gene scrt1b). Gene Ontology annotation, molecular function: DNA-binding transcription factor activity, RNA polymerase II-specific; RNA polymerase II cis-regulatory region sequence-specific DNA binding. Gene Ontology annotation, biological process: regulation of DNA-templated transcription. The record is from RefSeq and is a predicted model, not a curated record. NCBI's taxonomy places the organism in Eukaryota, Metazoa, Chordata, Actinopteri, Cypriniformes, Cobitidae.